AUGGUGCGUCAGGGGCUACUUUUUCUGCUCCUUUUGCACAUUUUCACUGGAAGCGCAUCAGGGGCAGACGUCACCAGUUGUGACGGGUGCCACGGCGAGGCCAGAUGCCUGGAGGUCCGGGGGCGAGGCGACUCUGUGGGCCAACUCUUCUCCUGCGUCUGUAAGGACGGCUUUGUGGGCGACGGCCUCGCCUGCUACUCCUCAGAAGCCUGUGCCGGCCGCCCCUGCUGCGGCCCGGGCUACCGCUGGUCCCCGGGCGCCGGCUGCCUGGACGUGGACGAAUGUUCGCUCCCGGACUCGCCCUGCAAGCCGCCGCGGGUUUGCUCCAACACGCCCGGCUCCUUUGAGUGCCGGCUGCCCUCCCCCAGAGCCUCGGGCCCAGACCCCUCUGCCCGGUUUGUCUGUGGAAACGUGACCUGUCCGUUCGGCCUGGACUGCAUCACGCACAAUGGCAGCGCCCAAUGCGCCGACCCCUGUGAGCUCUACUCCGUGGUGGACGAUGACUGGCGCUCCCUGAACAGCUCAGGGGACGGGAUCAUACGCUGUGAUCUUCAAACUGACUGGCAGGGCUGGUAUCGCAUGUUUUUGGGGCAAAACAAUGCUCAGAUUCCAGACAAGUGUGUACCUGCGUACAGCUGCGGGACCCACGCUCCGAUGUGGAUCGAUGGAGCUCACCCCACUCUGUCAGACGGGAUUGUAACUCGCCCUGUGUGCCCAUCUUUUGGGGGCUCCUGUUGUGCUAAUCCACUAAAGCCCAUUGAUAUCAAACUGUGUUAUGGACAAUAUUACGUCUACAAACUUACAAAACCAACUAUAUGCGCUUUAGCAUAUUGCACAGAGGUAAAAACACCAGGUCCAGAAUUUCCAUCGACCACAUCUAUACCAACCUCUGACCCCCUGGUGACUGAAAACACUUCAGCAACAGUGGACCCCAGCUCUGGCGAGGAGGGCCAGGUCCGCCUGGCCGAUGGGGGGAACAGCUCCUGCUCUGGCCGGGUGGAGAUCUUCCUCAGUGGGCAGUGGGGGACGGUCUGUGACGACUCCUGGGACCUGGUGGACGCCCAGGUGGUGUGCAGACAGCUGGGCUGUGGAAGAGCCCUCUCAGCCCCACAGAGCGCAGCCUUUGGACAGGGCAGCGGACCCAUCUGGUUGGAUGACGUCGUGUGCUCAGGCAGCGAAUCAGAGCUCUCCCAGUGCCGCCACCGAGGGUUUGGAUCCCACGACUGUAGUCACAGGGAGGACGCCGGGGUCGUCUGUGAAGCUGGGUCACCAGUGAGGCUGGUCAACUCUGACAGCUCCUGCUCUGGCCGGGUGGAGAUCUUCCUCAGUGGGCAGUGGGGGACGGUCUGUGACGACUCCUGGGACCUGGUGGACGCCCAGGUGGUGUGCAGACAGCUGGGCUGUGGAAGAGCCCUCUCAGCCCUACAGAGCGCAGCCUUCGGACAGGGCAGAGGACCCAUCUGGUUGGAUGAUGUCAGAUGUUCUGGAAGCGAAUCCUCAAUUACAGCCUGCCCACACCGGGGGUUAGGGGUCCACAACUGUGGUCAUCAUGAAGAUGCCAGCGUCGUGUGUGAUUUCCAUCGUCCCACGAUACACAUUUCGGAGCUCAUCUGUGGUCGGGAUAAGCUCCAAGUAGGACUGCACAUUGCCAGCGUGGAUUCCUCUGGUUUCAAUCCAUUCUCCGGAAACUUGGCCUCCAGGAACUGCUCCUGGGUCAGAGUGCACAAUGACACUGUUUGGUAUGAAGUGGAAACCGAGGCAGACACCUGUGGAAACAUAAUGAAGACCAACCGCACACAUGCCGUCUAUGCCAACAGCUUAUUCGUUUACCCGAAAGGUAACGAGUCCUUUGUGCUUCCUGUGGGUCUUCCCUUCUCCUGCGCUUACCCCCUGGACACAGAUGCCAGUCUGAAUGUGGCUAUCAGGCCAUAUCUGGAGAUGGAGGACAGCGUUUCAGGUUCAGGGGCGAAAGCCAGAGCCUCCAUGUCUUUGUUCCGCAACUCCAACUACUCCCAGGCUUACCCAGGAGGCCGGGUCACCCUCCCCCUGGGCUCGCCAUUGUACGUCGGCGUCUCCGUGGAAGAGAGAGACCCAAAUUUUGCCGUCGUCCUGGAAACCUGCUUCGCCACUCACUCGUCCAACCCCGAAGAUCCCAUGCGAUACCCGCUCACCAAGAAAAGUAAGGCCCCCCCCCCGAGCCCCAGCAGAGGGCUGAUGUUCUCCUCUGUUAGGUGUCCCGAAAACCCCCGCCAGGUGUUGGUGGUUGAGAGUGGUUCGUCCCUCCGGGCCCGCUUCGCCGCUCAACUGUUCCUUCUUCAGGACGAAUACGCAGACGUUUAUCUGCACUGCGGCCUCACUCUGUGCGACCGGAGGAGCUCCAACUGCGUCCCAGUUUGUCGCAGCAGGAAGUCUCGUUCGGUUUCCAGCUCUGUUGCCACGGAGACCGUCACCGUCGGGCCAGUCGUAUGGGACAAAUCCACCGAGUGA
Messenger RNA from Menidia menidia (Atlantic silverside), 2487 nucleotides. Lineage: Eukaryota; Metazoa; Chordata; Actinopteri; Atheriniformes; Atherinopsidae. The record is from the annotation of a GenBank genome assembly.